Messenger RNA from Hirsutella rhossiliensis, 2139 nucleotides. RefSeq lists its product as uncharacterized. The transcript has a single exon. The record is from RefSeq and is a predicted model, not a curated record. NCBI's taxonomy places the organism in Eukaryota, Fungi, Ascomycota, Sordariomycetes, Hypocreales, Ophiocordycipitaceae. The coding region runs from base 1 to 2139 and encodes 712 amino acids.
AUGGAGGAUCCUUGGGGCGACCCGUGGGCGGCGCCCGUGACGAUUGAGCUGCCCCCCGCUGCGACGGUGGUGGCGCCGCCGCCGAGGGAGGCGUUUAUGGAGGCGCCCGACGGCUCCCUGGGGAGGCGGCCGGACGCGGCUGCAUCCCCGUGGGGCGACGAUGACGAUGCCUGGGGGGACGCUGGGGCGAAUACCGGGAGGGAUGCAGGCUCUGGGUGGGGGAUGAGCUCGAGACAGGAGCCGUUGGCCGGUGUGUUUGCCGAACAGCCAUUGCCGGAUCCUUGGGCCACGGCACCAGCACCGGCAGCGGUGGCGUUGGACGCGGAUUCCGAGACGGACGCCCGAGUGGAUAUGCAGAAGCCGGAUGAGGCGACGACGGAAGACGACAAGACGGGGACCGUCAGUCUCGAAGCGCGUGGCUUCUCACAGAACGACGCCACCUCGAUCCAUCAUCCGCUGGCUGAUGCUCUCGACACAAAUGCGCAGGACAUCUGGGCCGCCCAAGAACCAGCCGUAGUCGCAGACCGCGGAAGGACGCCCGAGCCGGCCGACGAGGAGCCGCCGCCGUCCCCCGGAUCCCCCGACGCCCCUACUCGACAUGCCAUUGGAGCCGAGGACAGGCAAGAGGCGGGCCGGCAGGCUUCCAGGGUGCAGGGGCUCGUGGAGAUGUUUGACGGCAUAGCGAAGCGCAACAUGUCGCCGGCGCCUGCAACGGUGGGCAAGAAGACUGUCGCGCACGAGGACUCUGGUCCAGAGUCGGCGCGCGGCCCGGAGAAUGAGCCGCAGACGACACGCACAGAGUAUUUUACUGAGACCUCUACGGACUGGUCAGCGCAUGUAUCGACAGAGGAGGCACGAAACGAGAGACCCCGAUCAGAAGAUGGGCUGGAGACGACGGCCGGCUCAGGGGACUGGCAAGACCAGAUCCCCCAAGGGAAAAAAGGGACACAGCACAUCGUCUACCCCAUCGACAUGACCCGCCUAGACGAUAUAUUCCCAGACGCUUCGGCGCAGCUGCCGGAGCCGGAGCGCGGCCCUGCAACCCUUACCGACGACUUCUUCACGACCGUAUCGGAGCGCAAGGCGUGGUACCGAAUAUCGCGCUUCGGCUCCAUGCGAUGCCACGAUCAGGGCGACCCGGACGACUACAUGCGCGUCGGCUGGGCGACGUCACGCGUGCGCGAGCGCACCAUGGAGCUGGUGCGGCGGUGGAUGGAGCAGGACUCGCAGGGCGGGCGUGUCGUCCUGGGCCGCCGCGUCGGGCUAGUCGGGGGCAGCAUGUUCAACUGGGAUUCGGCGGCUGCGCCUGUCGAGAUUGCCGAGUUGCUGCGCAACAGGGGUGAGAGGAAGACGCCCGAGGCACACUGGCGACGGGCGUCUGCUGCCAUGAGUGAAGCGUCCACGACGGCGGCGCGUGGCAACUUGCCGGCGGCUGCCCCGUGGCCGGCGUCUUUUGGCGCGGAGCCGGUCAAGGAUUCUCCGGUCCAGGGGCAGGAUGAUUCAUUGGCGGUGCCGCUUGCGAUUCCGCCGAAUGCCUUUUCUACGACGCCAACACUGCCAGCGGAGACUUCUAUUGGAGCACCUGCGGCAUUCGAGCAGCCAGGAGGGGGUGUGACGGAAGAUGACGCCGACGACGACGACUGGGGAGACAUGGUUUCCCCGACUGUCAUGGAGCCCAAGGGUCCGUUUUCGGUGCCGUUCUUGGAUGCUGGUGCUGUUGUGAAUGGAAGCUUGCCCACUCGUGAAUUGGCCCAACCUAGAUUGGGGGGCGUAAGUCGAAAUGGAACAGAAGGUAUGGACAGGAAACAUGAGGACAUGGGCAAGAUGAACCGGGCAGCAUCACCGGGCGACGAUUCCAGCCUGGGUUGGGCAUGGGGCACCGACUUGGCUCCCGAGGUGAUCAAGCCCACGCCCACACAAGCAACACAAGAUGCGGAACCUCUGGCGCGACGCAAGCCAAUCCAGCACCCCAAUCCCGGCGCGGAUCACGCACCAUUACUCCUCUCCAUAUCUGGCACAAGUACAGACGAUAUGAUGGCUGCCCUGGACGCCACGUCAGCAGGAGAGGGUGCCGGGAGUGACCAGGUGGUGGCUCGCAUACUGAGAAGUCUGCCUGACCUGACGUACAUGCUUCGCUAG